GUCAGUGUCCGAGUAAACAGACUGUUGUCAUAACGUUGCCGUAGGCCAGAACACAACAGAGACCAUUUCAAUUGUUAAGUUGACAGCGUCAAGAUGUGUUGUCGCUGUUGUGGAGAAACACAACAAAAAGUAUGGGUAUUUGGGUUGGGGUUAUUAUUUGUAAUCUCCGGUUUAGUAUGCACUAUCUGGUGGCCCUCAUAUGCUGAGGCUAUGAUUUAUAAGACCCUACCUCUUAAAGAUGGUGGCCGUACUUAUGACAAAUGGUCUAUUACACCCAUACCCGUGUACUUACACAUGUAUCUCUUCAACUGGACUAAUCCGGAACAAGCGCGAGUGGCUGGCGUUAAACCUAACUUCGAUCGUGUGGGUCCUUAUGUGUUUCGUGAGGAUAAAAUCAAGCAGAAUAUUACUUGGUUUCCAAAUAAUACUGUUUCAUUUCGUCCCGAGCGCACCUGGUUUUUCGAGCCGGAAAUGUCGGGUGGUACUUUGGAAGAUGUAAUCACAUGCCCACACUUGCCCUCAAUUGCUGCCUCUAAUGCCGCACGUAAAUUUAAUAAACUGAUAAAAUUCUUUUUCAACGUUGCCCUUAACACUAACGGCGGAGCUCUCUACCAAACACACACUGCCAAUGAAUGGCUGUUUGAAGGAUUCUAUGAUGAAUUUCUUGACUAUGCCAUGAAACUUAACAAUUCCGAAACUGCUAAUAUAAAAUCUAAUCGCUUUGCCUGGUUCUUAGAUCGUAAUGGUACCUCUGAUUUUGAAGGUACCUUCACCAUUAAUACGGGUGUUAAAGAUUUGCGCGAAAUGGGUGAGUUGAAAUAUUGGAAUGGACAAAAUCACACAGGCUACUUUGAGGGUGAGUGUGGUAAAAUCAAUGGCAGUACGGCCGAUUUGUUUGUACCCAAAAGAGCUGCAGAUGAAUGGAUUACAAUAUUUAUAAGAGAUACUUGCCGUAUUAUUAACUUAGUGCCAGUGGGUACAGAAGUUAUCGAGGGCAUAGAGGCCAUACGCUAUGAAACUCAACCCGAUACUUAUGAUAGCGGUGAUUUGAAUCCGGAUAUGAAAUGUUAUUGUCCCAAAGAAAGACAACCGGAUAAUUGUCCCAAAUCGGGUAUGACUGAUAUUGGGCCCUGUUCAGAUGGGGCGCCCAUGUACAUGUCACAUGCUAAUUUUAUGUAUGCUGAUCCCAGCUAUGAAAAUACAACCACGGGUACAAAGCCAGAUCCGGAUAAUGAUGUAUUCUUUAUAACAAUGGAGCCGAGAUUGGGGGUACCCUUGGAGGUGAAUGCAGCCGUGCAAGUUAGUUUGCUGAUACAACCUGAUAAAGAUAUAUCAAUUCUAAAGGGAGUCCAAACAUUUUAUGCACCCAUGUUUGUGAUAAACAGCAAGGCCAGAAUAACCAAAGAAGUGGCCGGUGAAGUUAAGCUGGCCUUAAGUCUUCCCGACAUAGGCUUCUACAUGGGCAUUGCUUUCCUUUGCCUGGGGGCUCUCAUGAUAGCCAUUGGUUUUUAUCUCUCCUGUACCAACAAAUGGUAUAAACCCAAGUUAGAUGAGAGAAACUUAAUAAAUGAAGGCCAAAAACAAUAGACAAAUUAAAAAUCUACUACAAAAAAUAUACCUGUCCACCUAAGAAGCCUUUUUUUAAAUGAGAACAAAUCUUAUAGUUUUAAGUUAGAACAAUAAGUAUUAAUUAUUGAAUUUUUAUAUGAACAACUAAAUAAACCAAAUCAGAAAUUAUUAAUAAA
Calliphora vicina (urban bluebottle blowfly) is the source of this 1745-nucleotide messenger RNA. RefSeq names its product neither inactivation nor afterpotential D (gene ninaD). NCBI's taxonomy places the organism in Eukaryota, Metazoa, Arthropoda, Insecta, Diptera, Calliphoridae. The record is from RefSeq and is a predicted model, not a curated record. Gene Ontology annotation, molecular function: scavenger receptor activity. Bases 94 to 1587 code for a protein of 497 amino acids. The transcript is spliced from 5 exons. Gene Ontology annotation, cellular component: membrane; cytoplasm.